AUGUCUGCGUCGCAUGGGUAUGUCGCAACAAUCAUUUUUUUGACAAUCUUACUUUGUCUACGUACACUAAUUUUCGUUCCGUUUUCUUACUAUUCUGACUUUGUAAUAGAAGCUAGACAUGGUUUCAACAAACAAACAGUGACGUUUUUUAUUAAAGACAAAAUAAAAAAAUUGUUGUUGACUUUAUUUUUCGGGAUUUUUAUUGGGGUGGUUACACUCUUUAUAAUAAAUAAAACUGGAGAAUCAUUUGCGGAUUAUUUAACACAAUUCGUUUUUAUUUUUAUUUUCUAUAUAUAUGGAGAGUUUAUAGCUCCUUUAUUUGAUACUUUUCGUGAAUUGCCACAGUCAGAGUUGCGUACAAGAAUUGAAGAUUUGGCCUCUUCUUUGAACUUUCCCCUUCAUAGACUUUUUGUGGUUGAAGGUAAUUUUUUAUUAUUUUAUUUUUUAGGAUCCAAAAGAUCAUCUCACAGUAAUGCUUAUGUGACUGGAUUUUAUAAAAAGAAGAAAAUUGUUUUAUACGAUACACUUAUUGGAACCGAUAAUUCGGAAAAUAUUCAACUUUUCAUUACAUUCAAAACAUGUGGAUAUUUUUUGUAUAACUCUAAAUUCUACAAUGCCUUUGGAUUUGGAACUGUGAAUGUUUCAGAAAUGCCUCCGUUGAUUGGACUUGUCUUAAUUGCUCAGUACCUUAUUUCACCACUUCAAGAACUAUUGAAUAUAUUAAUGGUCACUGCGACUAGAUAUAACGAGUUUGGAGCUGACAGAUUUUCUACAAUGAUUGGAUAUGGGGAUUACUUACAAUCUGCAUUAAAAAAAUUGUAUCGAAAUAAUUUGUCGUUUAUUUACGAUGAUUGGUUAUAUGCCAAAUUGAAAUAUACACAUCCACCAUUGAUUGAGAGACUCGAUGCAAUAAUCAAUGAUUCCAAAAAGAUUUCUUAG
Molecule: messenger RNA, 939 nt
Organism: Octopus sinensis (East Asian common octopus)
Lineage: Eukaryota; Metazoa; Mollusca; Cephalopoda; Octopoda; Octopodidae
Product: CAAX prenyl protease 1 homolog
Exons: 5
Coding region: 1-939 (312 amino acids)
Biological process (GO): CAAX-box protein processing
Cellular component (GO): endoplasmic reticulum membrane
Molecular function (GO): metalloendopeptidase activity
Source: RefSeq, a predicted model, not a curated record